Molecule: messenger RNA, 5645 nt
Organism: Blastomyces gilchristii SLH14081
Lineage: Eukaryota; Fungi; Ascomycota; Eurotiomycetes; Onygenales; Ajellomycetaceae
Exons: 4
Coding region: 220-3264 (1014 amino acids)
Molecular function (GO): microtubule binding
Source: RefSeq, a predicted model, not a curated record
GUCAACGACCGCGAGACUUCGACACUCCCACACCACCUAUCCAUCGGCCAUUGGGCUGUACUAACAUUGCAGGCAUUUUCUCUUUAGCGGAAUCCAUUGUUUUACUUGUCUAUAUCAGUUCAUGUCUGUAUUCAUUUCGAGUUAAUCUGCUGCUGUCGCCUAAACAAACAAUCAAAACCGACGCGACACGACCUUCCACGCAAAAAGAAUUUCGGCCCAAUGUCGCCGAUUGAUCACACCAAUACAUCCGAUGUCAUGGCGAACAGCCAUGCAUCGCGAGACCAAACAACGUCCGAUUUUGAACCAGAUCACGAAGCCCUUGUGUCGACGAGGCAGCUAGACAACAACUACCGCCAACCCCUACCAAAGCGUGCAAAACGACAUGACGCGCACGCAGAACCGGAAUCAGACCCAGACUUCGCCAUCGACACAUCGGCUCUUCAUAGAGCUUUCCCAGAGUUCUCCGACGCAUCUAGCUCAGAGGAUGAGGAUGACACGUCGAUAGAGAUUGGACGGGGAGGAAAGAAACCCACCCGACCGUUAGAUGACUCGAGAGAUUCGGUUAUGAGCGUGGACGAGAGUCGAUAUGCUGUAUCGCCAGCAAUUAGGGGUGAUCGUUUCGGUAACUCUUCCCAAAGGGCUGCUCUGCGCCCAAUUCCAAGUCGAGGUUCAUCGGGAAGAGAUAGCCUUCGUAAAGAUGCCCAGAUACGACGCGCCAGCCUCGCCUUGAAAGAAAAUAACCUCCCUCAAGAAGUGAAGAAUAAAAGCGAAAGCCAGCGCCGUACGCUAUCUGAGAUGCACGCUAAAGCCAGUGAGACGUACGACGGGUCAUACAUUAGCGAUGAACGGCCGGUAAAAGUCGCAGCUACUGCGAGAAAUACUCGUUUCGGCAACACGCGAUCUCAAGCCCAAGGCGCCAGAAUCGUCGAUGCGGUCAACAAAGCGGCUGGUAAAAGUUAUCUCAAGCAUCAUAGCGGAGACGCAGAACAUGGACACCCUAGAAAGCAGCUAGCAGCGAAAAUUCCCGAAAAGAAUGGUAAUACCGACAAUUUUACUCACCAGUCAUAUGCUCUUCCUGAUAUACCGAAUCUCUCUGAGCUCGUUUCUGGGAUCUAUGAGGAUGGCACUCCAAAGGGAAGAUCUCGAACGACACGCUUCACUUCACCACCUGCUGUAGCAACUACUAAUUGUCAACGCAUCGAACAUUUCCCUCUUGACUCUAUGCCCGUGCCGGAUGACGAAAAGGCUAUUUUUAUAUCGUUAAAAUUGCUUCAGGAGAAAGUUGAAGCCUUGCAGAUGAACAAAUCCGACAUGGAACAUAGGCUCGAGGAAUUGGAAGAGGAGAACAUGAUCUUGAAGAGUGAAAAUGUCCGUCGGCUCAAACAAGACAAACGACGCUUCAGUAUGUAUGGUGGUGAUGAGGAUGUUAACGAUGGAGGAGUCGGCAAACUUUCUAUCCAAAAGAGUAGGUUGGAAGCAGCCAAUUCGGCCCUUCAGAAUCGGUUGGAUAUCUCUACCCGCAAAAUCUCCAGCCAUGAAACUACACUUAAACACUUAACACAUGAACGUGACUCCGCCCGGACCCAGUUGGGCGUGGCUUAUCUUAAUUUGCAAGAACUGAAGAUGGAAAAUGAGGCGUUAGCACAGGAGAACGACGAACUGAGGAUUCAACUUGAAUCGCUGACUGAGUACUCCGAGGUGGCAGAUGGUAUGCGACGUACUCAGACUCGUGAUUCCAAGAUAAACCGUCGAGACAUCGCCGCUAGGGACCCAACUGAAGCAACAGAGACCAAUCGAACCAAGCCAGCCCGAGAUGUCAACGUUGAUGCUCAACGGCAAAGCUCGGAUAAAAUCAACCAAGAUCGCACGCAACCAUAUAGUGCGAAAGAUAGUGCUGCUAGGCAACAGAAGCAGGCUGAAUAUGACGCGCUAUUCUCCCUAGACUUGUCCCAUCUUACUGCUCAACAACCCACUAAGAAUACCAGGACCCAAGCAAAUACCGCUGAAAGGAAGCUUCCUAACACCGGAAAACAGCGCACCAAGAAAGCUGUUGUUGAACAUUUGGAUGAUGGAGAGCUCUCGGCGGGAGAAAUGAGGACGGAAACAAGAGGUUUUCGCUAUCGCCCUGGGUCAGCAAAUGAUUUGACAUUUCUCAGCUUUAUUGACGCCAAUGAGAUAGCCCAGCUUCGCAAAACACUGGAGGAGCAAAGGGUUGCCCGCAAAACCCGCCUCAACCGAGACUUCACUGAGCAAAGUAAAAUUAGCAACCUCGGGCUAAGACCAUCUGGGGAUUUUGCACAUAGCGCACCACUGAAGUCAUCCCUGAAGAAUACUGCAUCCAGAGCCAGGCGCACUGGGACGGUUGAAAUGCCAGACUUCAACAUCACGGAACAAAGAACAACUGGCAAUACGCGAGACUUGUCACAGCGUAAUAUCACAAACCAUUCCACCUCCACAGCUGGCUCCAGACGCCGACAAAAGAGAACCCAGGAAAUGACAUCGGCGCUGAUUCUACCUGAUAUUACGAUGCAUGGCGUUACUGCUAAACCUGGAGAGCCACUCAAGCUAUCCGAAGCUGCCCAGCGUGUUUUGGAUGAUGUUGCGCAGCAUGACGGCGAAAACUGUGCGGUUUGCAAAAGCGUUAUGAACAAGAAUUCCAUCAAUGACCAUAGAAAUGGAGAAGGACCGGACUCCAUUAAGGUCACUAAACCUAUCCCUGUUUCCGAUCGCAUGCCAGAGCCGUCGCCGUACAAUGAAGAACCCACCAUGCGUCCGUCACAGCCACCUGCCGUGGCUCUUGCAACCGUUCUCAAAUCGCUAGAAGAUGAGCUGGCACAUCUGAAAAUGCAACUUGCUCUUCAACAGACAAAAUUGAACAAGCAUGAUGCGUCAAUUGGCAAGAAGCAACGAAAAUUCGUCCUGCAGACUAUCGAAUCCCUGCUCAGGGAGAUCGAUACGAAGUCUGAUCAGAUUUAUGCUCUGUACGACGUUCUAGAGGGACAGAAGGAAGAUGGCAAUGAGAUGACGCAAGAAGAGGUGGAUGUUACUCUGCAGUCCAUUGGACUUGGCCGGGUCUCAGGAAAGGAUGCUGGUGAUCAUACGGACGGUCGGCGCCGAGAUGAUACCAAGGGGAACGGAGCCACGAGGGUUCAAGACAGCGCCAGUGGUAGUGAUUACGACGAACCUCCUUGGGAAGGAUUUGAGAGCACUGGUGAAGUGACCGGUCGGAGUUUCUCUAGGAAAGCUGGAAAGGCUUCUUCUUAACUUGACCGCCGGAGAGAGCUCUAUUGAUCAUAUAUCCGUCUGGUCUUCUAUGCAUUUGUUGGGUUUCGGAGCUUCUUACCAUUUGGGAUACGUUUGUUGUUUUGAAUCAACUUCUUGGGAGAUCUGAUCAGAUGGAGAAGUGGCAUCCGGAGUAUCGAUCAUCAUUUCCCGCCGGAUGCAAGCCUUCACGAAUACUGAUGCCUCUCGCUUCCCCUUACAGACUGACUCCAACUACGGAAUUGUCUCAUUUUUCACUUUUAUCCUGGCUUUGGGUUUCAGACUGACUUGUUGCUUUUUGUCUCACAAUUUUGUGAUUUUGACUCAAUCAACUUGGGAAUGUGCCCGGGUAUAGGAUUAGUGGAUUUCAUGUCAUUCACCGGCCGAACCCAGCUCUUUAUGAUGCGAUUGAAUUCGCGUUUGACUGACUUGAUUUUGUUUUAACACACAAGUUGAGUGUAUGUCCGCUUGAGUUCUCGUGUCUGAGAAGAGCUGUUGGUUUGGCCGGUCGGUUAUGUUCGUUCUAACGGUGUCGGUUCGUGUGGCAUUGUUGGUAUUUGUUCGUGUUGAGUUUCUAGAAUUGGUGGAAAAUUGUUAAGGGUCUUCGGUUUCAACCUCCUCGCCUGCCAGAAAUCCCUUACUGUUUUGGUUAAACGAGGUUACUGUUCCUCUCCAGCUUUUUUGAGGCCUUCUGUUAUUCUCCUCUUUUUUGUCUUGGUACAUUUCUCACUUAGCACAUGGGGUUUUUGGUUGCAUGCAGGCUCGACUCGUGUAAGGGGCCGGGGGCGUAUUGUCUAUGUUUUACGGGUUAAUUAUUACGUUUUAUUUUUUGGCUGAGAGCUUUAUACAUUGCUUCGUUUCAGAUUUAUUCGAAUGGUAAUAUUUUUCUUCCAGCGUCUCCCCGUUGCUCUAUGAUUGCAUUGAAACUUUCUGGAUAACGCUGAGACUUUAUAGCUGAGGAUUUGACCAGAGGUUAUUAUUAUUGUGCUAUUCAAUUGUGCAGCGCAUAUAGUCGACUCGAUAUAGGUCCAAGGACGGAAAACUUCCCAACUGUUAAUUCUAACUGUUUUAAUGCAUGGAUAUUUAACGAAGAAAAACCCCCCAGUUUGUUGUUUAUCCAAUCCCAUUUUUCCAUUAAGGCCAAUGAACUCCAUGAACUCCGUCGCUAUGGCGUGAUAAUGUUGCUAGGCUAAACAAAAAAAGAAGAGAGAUAGAAAAGAGACAAGGUCAGUGGGGAAUAAACACACAAAGAUGACCCAGAAUGCCCAUGAAAAGUAAUAACUGUGGCCGAGAAAAACCAAAGUAGUGGUCAUAACAUUUCCUCGUCAACGGGAAUGGGCGUGCUUGCAGCAGCUGAUGCCGCGAGCCCCGUCGGUGACGGAUUCGUCGCAGCAUUUCUCGCGGCGAUUUCUUCAUCGAUGAAACAUCCCAGCCCCGCAAAUGCCUCCAGCAAUGAGCGGGCAUAGUACUCUCCCAAAUUAUACCCCCCAGCAAGCAUCUGGACAUUAUCCUUGAUGGGAUCAAGAUACGUAGAGGGGUAAUGGCCUUGUAGCUGGUAAUAGUCACGGCCAUCGAGCCUUAUUCCACCAAAAGGAUCGUAUGGCUUUUCUGGCUCGGGCGUCUGGAUCCUCCGCAAGCCCUUGACGAGGUCGGAGUCGAAGGCCGGCGCGGUUCCUUUGUCGGCUGCGUCGGCUAGAGCCUGAGCGCGUUUGGAGUCGACCAGGAGAGCUGCUUGUUUGCGCUUCAGGCGGUCCUCUUCGCUGCGUCGUGCGGAGGAUUUCUUGAGCAUGCUCUGUCUGCCGUCUUUUGCAAUAGCUUCUGCUUCUUCCACGCUGCCUGUUGCGAGACGGGUGAGGAUGUCUUCUCGUCCGGAGAGAAGGGCGCGUCUUUCAUUAUCAUAGUCUUGCCGGGCUGCUUCACGGCGUAGUCGUAUUUGUUCUUGUUCGAGGGACUGGUUUUUCAGGAAGGCAGCGGAUUCUUGGGAUUCGAGGGUUUGGUUACGGCGGAUGGAUUUUGCGUUUGCUGCGGCGUAUUGGGAGAGUUGGGCUUCCGUUUUGACCACAUCGAUGCCGGAAACCAAAUUGGUUAUUAUGUCUUCGCGCUGCUCAAGGAAGUUGUCGUAGGCUAGCUUGCUGUCGAAUUCAUCCUCGCGGCGGUUCAAUCUGUUAAAUGAUUGCGUAAGUGUCUAUAAAAGAACGCGUGGGAAUCCCCAGAGUAGGCCACCUUAGCAUACAUUUGCAUGACCCUUUUUCUUAUAUCAACCUCCCUCUCUACACCAAUAUCCUCAAACGUCUGUUUCCGAAACCUAUUCUUCCUGAGUGUUUUAUGGCAUCCAGCAACUGGACAUGGGGCCGGGCCUGACGAGAAGAUGCGAUCCACGCACG